UCCAUUUCGCAGCACCACCUGAUCUUCCACUGCCUGUGCCCCAUAUAAAGGCUGGCGUGAUUGCUGAUCUCAGCUAGUCUGACAGUCUCUCUCUCUCCCUCCUCUCUCUGUCUGUCUCCAUCUCUUCUCUUCCUCACUGGUCCCUUAAGCCUGCCGCAUCACAGGAGCUAUCCAGUGCUGAACAGGAUCGCUUUUAUUUUUUUAUUUUUUUAUUUUUCUGGGGGAAGCUGGGGGAGCCAGAGAGUAUCACACAGCAUUUUGCCGUCAGCCUUGUUCUCCACUUGGUUUCCAUUUUCUUUCUUAUCUUAUGUUUUUUGGCCGUUUGUCUCCGCAUUAACCGCAAGGAUUACCGUCAAGCCAGAUCUGCUCGCGUGCUUCCUUUCAGAGGGUCUUUCAUUUUUUUUUUUUUUUUGCUCAUGCGUUUUUCUCAGCUCUGUGUUUUUAUCCAUUGAAACAUGCCACGCUCAUUUUUGGUGAAGAAGAUCAAGCUUGAUGAUUUCACUUCGUCCAAUGUGGCCACUUCCAAUCACCACCAUCACCACCUGGACGACUCGUACACUUUUGCACGCUCCAUCACAGACUCGGUGACCAGCCUCGGGGUUCGUCUCAGUGAGAAUGGCUACAUCCAGGAUUACAUCACGCCAUCUGUAUACCAGGGGGAGAAGAAGAUGGAGCACAAGCUGGCUUCGCCGGUGUCGGAUCCCCUCUACACCCAGGUGAGCAGCGGAGAGGAGUACUGUGACCCCGACCUGAAGCAACCCGACAGCCCCCAGUCUGGCAUGACGGCCAGCGGCUUCUACAGUGGUGAAUCGGAGGCCCUGGCCGAGGGUUACACCAUGGAUGCCUUCUUCAUCUCCGACGGGCGCUCGAGGCGGAAGGGGGACAGCGAGAGUCGCGAGGGCGGCUCGAGGAGCAGCAGCGCCAACGGCGGGGCUCAGGAGAGGGCGGCCGGCGGGGCCCGCCACUCCUGCAACGAGUGCGGCAAGACGUACGCCACCUCCUCCAACCUCAGCAGACACAAGCAGACGCACCGCAGCCUGGACAGCAAGAUGGCCCGCAAGUGUCCCACCUGUAACAAAGUGUACGUGUCCAUGCCGGCGCUGGCCAUGCACAUCCUCACCCACGACCUCAAGCACAAGUGCAACGUGUGCAGCAAGGCCUUCAGCCGGCCGUGGCUCCUCCAAGGUCACAUGCGCUCGCACACGGGGGAGAAGCCCUUUGCCUGCGCACACUGUGGCAAAGCCUUUGCUGACCGUUCAAACCUCCGCGCCCACAUGCAAACACACUCUGCCUUCAAGCACUACAGAUGCAAGCGCUGCAAUAAGACCUUCGCUCUCAAGUCCUACCUGAACAAGCACUAUGAGUCGGCUUGCUUCAAGGGCUCUGCGGACGAAGACGACUCUGGAUCAGAAAACUAGCCGCGAGGAAGAAGCUACAAUUUUGAACCCCUUGUUGUAGGUUCACAACCAAUAACCCUGUUCACUCUGCCCUCCAUGCCUUUUUUCUUCCCUUUUUUUAGAAAGCAAUAUUUUCACUGAGAUUACGUGAAGAAACUGAUUAUGGCAAAGACAAUUUCAAAAAGAUGCUGGAUUUUUUUCCCUGCACAGUAGCUAAUCGUCCACAGAAACAUACAAUCAAACAACCUUCCCCCAAAUAGAGACAGUAGAUGAUAGUUGGACACGAUGACGCAACAUGUGCUCGCACGGACGUGGGUUCAUGUAAACACACUUACACACAGACAUGUAUGCAAAUAGACACACGCACGCACACACGCGCACACACACACACACACAAACACUAAUGUACACACGUGUGCACACAUACACACAAUUAUAUAUGAGGCCUGGCAUGUGAAUUUUUAUCAAUGACUAUAAUGAUAUUGAUAUCAAUAGUAAUAAUAUUUAGAUUCCUGAUAUUUUAUAGCAAAUAGUAAUGAGAAAAUGAAAAAAAACAAAAACACAAAAAAGGACUAACAGUGUUCUUUUGUUUUUUAGAGACAAAAUGACCUCUUGUAUUUUUAUGCUGCUUUUUAUUUGCUAAGAAUUGAAUUCUUUUGCAACUGCCAACAUGAACUUUUUAUGAAAAUGUGAACUAUGACAGUAUUUGCAAAAAAAGGGAGAUCAUUUUAAAAGGUGAAAAGACAAACCCCCUUUUUCCACACCAAUGUUUCAAUUCAACGGAUGUUAUUUUUCUAUUUGAUUUUUCUAAAUUUAUUUUUUUGUGCUUGUUAUCCCUUGUCGAUCUAAAGCAUCUUUGUAACUGUGGGUAUUUAAAAAGAAAUAAGAGGCUAAUUUAAAUAAGCUAUACACGAUCAUAGGACGCCAUAGGUCAUUCAACUCAAUUCUGCAAGAGCAGUGAUUUUAGAACAUUUAACGGGCCUGUUGAACAGGUUAUCACACAUCAAAUUCAUAGUCUCGCCCUGAUGUACAGACUUGGACAGAAACACUGGGAGCCAGACCGAAUGAUCUGUUGUUAUAAGUGCCAUGUGCGGUCGACUUGUCUAUAGCAAUGAAAACUCUCGUUGUUCUUCCUCCACCAUGGUGGCUUGCAUAAACUCUGCUGCCUUUACGGUGCAUCGUCCAGUCUUAAAGAGCAAUCUUCCCCCCCAUUGUUUGAGGUGCUCCCCCUCCGCCAGUGUUACCUCAGAGUGAAGGUAUGGACUCACACACCCUCAGUUACAAAGUGACAGUCAAAUGAUUCUGUUUGUCUGUUUUAUAUGUCGCUCAAAGCUCCGCCCACGGUUUAGAUGCAUACCAUCUAUUUAUCAUGUAAAUACUUUAUUUAACUACCUAUUUAUCUAUUUAUUUAUUUAUUUAUUCACCCUAUUUUUGUGUAUUUAUUGAAGACUUGCUUAUUUGUUCAUUAUCAUGUAUUUAUUUAUUGUUUAUAAUUUAAAAAAUGAACAUCCAUUGACCUUGUAAGAUGCUGCUGAUCUUCAAAGAAAAUGUUUAUAUGCAUGAAAACUGUAGAGAGUCCUUGGGACUUAGUUUUUUAAAGAGGAACAAUGUACAGUACCAGUGUUAGGAGACUUCAAACGAAUGAAUGCAGAAUUAACUUUUGUUUUUCGUGGCAAUAACUUUACUGACACAGCAACUGACAUGUAUAACAAUCACAGCUGUCCUGUUUUCAGUCGAUUUAGGGCAAUAAAAAGAAACGAUGAAAACAAAACACUAAAAUACUCUCCAUCUUGCUGUUUUCCAAAAGUCCACUGCAUCCUUUCGACUCAAGAUUUUUGGCCCUUUUCGUCUUUAAAUCUCAGGCAAUAAAUAAAUACCAGAAAUGGCCAACGGUGAUGUGCAUGUAGACAUCGCCAUGAACAAAUACCACCCGUUAUAUAAUAAGGUAGGUGUAAUCUAGUUUCAACAGCGCAAAAGCAAUAAUAUUAGUGAUGCAGUAACUAUGAGCAAUCCUUCAUACAGCGAGUCCAAACUUCCUACAGGUGUUAAUCCGACUAGAAGUCUAAUAUUCUAGAAUAUAAUCAUUAUUUCAACCGUCUCUUGUAUCAAAAAGCAACAAAAACAAAUCUCUUCUGGCAGCUGAAAGGCAGGCGUGAUACGACUGAAAUGCUAGAAGGUUACACAACAGGAUUUAUAUUAUUCUAAUUUAGGUCACUGACAUAAUAAAGCAUUAAAUUAAAAGUUACAACUGCUCCCAGAUUAUUCCGUGCAGUUAAAAACAGCAAAGGGAAAUCUCCGAGGUGUCAAAAGAGAGAAUGGAUGGAGGCGUGUGCGUCUUAACCAGCACUAAUGGAAAAGAUCUUGUCGUGAACAGUCUUGGUAGAGAAAGUUUUUUCAAGAUUGCUGUAAUAAAAACGACGCGCUGUAAUGCACUUCCAACUCCCCCAUCAUUUGUCCCUGCCUCUCCCCCCCCCCGACCGGCUGUCCCAAUCCCGUCCCAACUGCGUCUAAACAGACGCACCGGGGAUGAGAUGUGCUGGAGUGGGAUUGGCGGAGGGUGGUGGAGUGUGGGAGGAUAACAGGUGUUUGCAGACAGACUGCAGAUAGGGAGCGUAAUUGAGUCGGUGAGCGACCUCCAAGGGGAAGGUCAAGCACCAGCAGGCAAAUGCGCCGUCAGCGAUUUGCAUAUUCCAAAUGGAUGACACGAUCGCAGUAGUGCUGAGCUCGCCCGAAAAAAACAAAACAAAAACACCAAAAACGGAGGAGAAAAGAGGAGUUUCUGGUCCGUCGAUGGUCGUCUGAGCGCUGCGGCUGAAUCCCUGCAUGAGGGCAAACCACCUGUCUCCUGGUGCACUUGCACAACUAACAGUUGCUGUAUUAUUGAACUAAUGCAGCAUCACUUCCUACAGAUCCUAGAUGUUUUAUUUUUUACUUUGUGACAGAGAUAUAAUGCAUCUCUCCCAAAAACCUGGGGACUGUGUUUUUAAUGAGGCAGAUAAAAGCCUCGAGAUCAUUAAAAACAUCAAUUGGAAACGUACCGCAGGCUUCUAAAGCUGGCAGCAUCACAGGUCGUCCUCAGAGGAAACGUGAAUUACAGAAAAAGAUUUCUUCUAAACUUCUCAAUUUAGAUGUAGGGAAACAUUGUUCCUCUUUGAUGCUUUUUUUGUAAAUAUAUUUGUAAAUAUAUCACAGCAAUAAUAUGACAAUGCAUGUAGACAUUUAAUUGCUCUUUUUCUAUUCAUGUUGUCUUUUAUUUAUUUAUUCAUUUUUAUUAAAAAGAAAAGACAAAUACAGGUACCAAUUGCAGUCAGGGUGGCCAUGUGAAUCAGGGAGUGUCUUGAUUAAAAAGCUAUCUGUUGUAAGUCAGAGACAAAAAACUUCAAACUCUGUGUAUUCUGAAAGAUUUGAUCAUGUUCUGUAUGAUUUCUCUGUUAUGUUUUCUUUUAUUUAUGUGCCCGGCUUGGCUGCGCAAUGAAAAAGUGCCAAAAAGUAUGAUUUCCAUGACAAAAGCCUUCAACAUAUGGUCGGCUGCUUGAAACCUUCCAUAUGGUCCUCAAAGAAAAAAAACUGAUUAAGAUUUUCCACUUUCUUUCUUUCUCUCUCUCUCUCUCUCCCUCUCCCUCUCUCUCUCUCUCUCUCUCUUUCUCUCUCUCUCUCCCUCUCUCUCUCUCCCUCUCUCUGUCUGUCCCAGCUGAGUAUGAAGAAACUUAAGCCAUGGUUGCUGAAGGGUGUUUUGAUUUAUCUUGUUCUGCUACAAUUAUUAAUAAUGACAACAAUAGCAACAAUAACGUUAAUAAAAACAAUAGCACAAGGAA
Messenger RNA from Anarrhichthys ocellatus (wolf-eel), 5212 nucleotides. RefSeq names its product scratch family zinc finger 2 (gene scrt2). The record is from RefSeq and is a predicted model, not a curated record. The transcript is spliced from 2 exons. The coding region runs from base 456 to 1418 and encodes 320 amino acids. Gene Ontology annotation, biological process: regulation of DNA-templated transcription. NCBI's taxonomy places the organism in Eukaryota, Metazoa, Chordata, Actinopteri, Perciformes, Anarhichadidae. Gene Ontology annotation, molecular function: DNA-binding transcription factor activity, RNA polymerase II-specific; RNA polymerase II cis-regulatory region sequence-specific DNA binding.